This is a messenger RNA of Photinus pyralis (common eastern firefly), 1604 nucleotides long. RefSeq lists its product as uncharacterized. The transcript has 6 exons. NCBI's taxonomy places the organism in Eukaryota, Metazoa, Arthropoda, Insecta, Coleoptera, Lampyridae. The coding region runs from base 675 to 1589 and encodes 304 amino acids. The record is from RefSeq and is a predicted model, not a curated record.
CAUACCGCGUAACCAACCGGUUCCGUCAGACCAUGCGAUUCGAAUGUGGCUAAACAACCUCGAGCAAACUGGAUCGACGUCUAGAGAAAGAGGUGGUAGUGCCAGAAGGAUUCGAAUCCCUGAAAAUAUUGAACGUGUUCGACUCCAUGAAUGCAUACGUGUCAACGGAGGCCAUUUGACAGAUGUAAUUUUCAAAAAAUAAUGUUUUUUAACAUUGUAUAUCAAAUGGCUACUCUUUUAUUUCCCAGUAUGGUAUUACUAAUUACAAAAAAAAUAUUUUUUCGAUAAUAAAAUUAUUUACGAAAUCUUCCCGUUUCAUUGCCGAACUCUGUACUACAAGUGCUUAAUUAGUCAUAAAAUAGUGUUGCCCAAAUACGCUUAGGUACCUACCUACUUCAGAUCUUAUCAGAAUAUGAAUUUUUCUUUGACGUAUUUCGUGACGCCAUGUCUCAUGGUCCAAAAGUACAAAAUUUCUAUUUGGAUAGACUAGAACCCUCACAAAUAUCUGCGAACGUGUAAAAUAAUUGUCGAUUUCCUAGGUGUCGCUAUGCGUUUUAUAAAUUGAUAGGCUCGAUUCGAUUGUGCUAUCUAUUUGAUACUAAGUGUAGAUUGUGAGAUGUAAUUUAGACAAUGGACUGAGGUGGCACAUUUGAAGCCGUUCGUCUCAAAGAAAGAUGUCGUUAAACCAAUCUGGCAACACACUAACAGCGUUUGCAGCUGGCCUAGGAAUUUUUCAAGGGCUGGUAUGGACGAUUCUGGCAGUACUAGGUAUAGUAGCCCGUUUUGACCACGAUCCAAACUGGACUCCCACCCAUUCGCAAACAUUAAAUAAAUUCUUGGUUGGACUAAUCCAGAAUGAUGGGUCCUUUACUACAUUGAACGGCCUAGGAUUGUUUAUAGUCGCAAUUGUGUACCUCAUCAUAUCGGUCUUUUGGGUUAUUCUGUCAUCAAUGUUAUUUAUUAGUAUAAAGGCACAACGUCCCAACUAUUCGAACAAAGUAAGAGCGGGAUGGGGAGUGCUAACACUAGUCAUAUGCAUUUAUGACAUGAUCGUAGCAGCAAUGUUGGGAGAUAAUUACAGAAAAUAUCUUGAAGUGUACAACUACAAUCAUAACGCUGGCUAUCUAUACAUACUUAUUGGGUAUGGUACUUUGUUUACUCUUGCGGCUCGAGGAUACGUCUUAUGGAUUAUUAAUUUAGUCCUUUCGACCUUAAUGUUAAUUAGCCCUAAUCAAAAGACGAAGGCAAACACUGACGUCUACUACUCAAAUACGAUCGAUGGCAGAAAUCAUCCAGGUCAUACCAACCGUGCCUACGGCUGGGAACGCGAGGAACCAAGGUUCGAUUCAAGACCGCCAUCCGGCAACCACAACUAUCCGGGAGGAGACAAUUCCCGGAUGGAAGCAGAUCGUGUCGCUGGAUUGGGAAAGCAGGAUCCUAGAAGUUAUCCGAAGAAUGUUUUACCUCCGAAACCGCCCGCUAAUUACCGAUAUGCCUCACCGAACGUACCUCAACCUGAUUACUCCCCUCCGCAUCAACAAUCACCGCCUCCUCCCAACUCCAUGUUUAACCGUAAUGAAAGGUAUUAAAAAUUACUAACUGUC